ACCAGCUAACUCGAUCCCACACAAAACGAGGAGACCACGUCCUGCUUUGAGCAGUGGUUGGUCCACCAACCCCAAGAAGAGCUCGCGAGGGAGCAGCAGCCAUGGCGGCCACCAACCCAUGAACAGAAGCCACGGCCACCAACCGAUCCCUCCUCCAGCCGCGGCUGCACGGGCGAUAGAGAAACGCACGGAGGUGCGCGUGGUCCUAGAGUGGAAGUCGAGAAACGCACUUGCCGCCGGCCAUCAACGAUGAUGGUGAUGGGCUACUUCCGGUCUCCCAAGUCCGCGUCGUCACCGACCAAGAAGGGCGGGAAGAAGGCGAAGAACGGCGGCGCGGCGCACGAGGAGGCGGGGCUCAGGGAGGCGCUGCUGGAGCAGCCGCCCGCGGCGGCGGAGGGCGUCGUGCCCAAAGGGUACUUCGCGGUGUACGUCGGGGAGGAGUCCCGGCGGUUCGUCGUGCCCACGGGGUACCUCCGGGAGCCGGCGUUCCGGGACCUCAUGGAGCGCGCCGCCGACGAGUUCGGCUUCGAGCAGGCCGGCGGCCUGCGCGUGCCCUGCGCCGAGGAGGACUUCGAGGACCUCGUGCGCCGUCUCCAGCGCAAGGACGGCGGCGGCGCCGCGGCCGGCAAGGGGAAGAAGGCCAUCAGGUUGUAGCAGCAGAAUCAUGCAGCCUUUGAUCGCGUCGCGCGUAGAGAAGUUUAGAUUUCUUCUUCUACAAUUUGCUUGACGCGGUAGAAGAGAAGAUGAGUGGCGGGUGCAGUUCAUGUACAAAGUGCAAGCAAGCAGCCACAUGCAUGCAUAGCAUAGCUAUAUGCUUUGCAUGGUGUGUUGAUUCAUUCACCGUCGGUUACGUGUAACUGUGGAAAUUAGCAGAGCAUAUACAAAAUUCCUGCGGGAAUUGAAAUAUUUUAUGUAUACUCCUGUAAAAUACACCAGUUGCAGCA
Phragmites australis (common reed) is the source of this 944-nucleotide messenger RNA. RefSeq names its product auxin-induced protein 6B-like. Gene Ontology annotation, biological process: response to auxin. Bases 250 to 654 code for a protein of 134 amino acids. The transcript has a single exon. Lineage: Eukaryota; Viridiplantae; Streptophyta; Magnoliopsida; Poales; Poaceae. The record is from RefSeq and is a predicted model, not a curated record.